AUGCAUAAUGAUUCAGUUAAAUUUCCUGUCAUUCAAAUCAAAUUCACUCCAUUAUUUAAGUCACAUACACCACUCAAAUUGUAUCCUGUCGAAAAUGAAGCAUGUGAUUCAUUCAAUUCAAUUCAAUGUGCUCAUUCCACUCCAAUGGUGGAGAAUGUGAUUUCACCUAAACAGUUACAACAAUUUGGAACAACAUUGACAGCUUUACAAAUGUACAUUAUAAUAAAGGUUCAGAAUUGGAUGCAUUUAACUACAGGGAAUACUCUUGUAUUAUUUUUGAAGCAUCCUCCGGCACCACUUAUUACACUGAAUAGUAAUUUUGAAAUAUAUAAAACUACUUCAUAA
Trichobilharzia regenti is the source of this 345-nucleotide messenger RNA. NCBI's taxonomy places the organism in Eukaryota, Metazoa, Platyhelminthes, Trematoda, Strigeidida, Schistosomatidae. The record is from the annotation of a GenBank genome assembly.